ACGUGAACGCCCCAGAUUUUUAUGGUGCAACCGACUCUAGGAGAUCAAGAAUAGUUCACACUCCGGGGCCAAAACCCCUAACCUAGACUAGAAACCUCCCAUGACGCAAACCCUUCAACGCCGAACGCGCACACAAAUUUCCUAAAGACUUCACGCAGAGAACACUGUAUGCAUGAAAUCGACCUUUUACUCUCUCUAGGUAAUUUAUAUUCUCUCUCUAAAAUGAUUGUAAUACAGGUUAUCUCCUCCGUAAUACUCAUUUCAGCAUACGGAUUUUCCCCCUAAUUUCAUGUAAUUUCUGAUAUGCAUUUAUAUUUUCGCAGAACCCCAUUUGGGUUUGUUGUGAAGUAAUGUCUUUGAUAGAUGGUUUUCUGGGAUUUUAGAUUAGCAUUCAGUUGAUUUUAUUGGUAUAUUGAUUAAAUAUAUGGAGCUGCAAUAAGAAUGUUACAUGUGCUACUUCGAUUUUGAUUGUUAGUGAUUUGUAAAUCGGUGUCAUUUUACUAAAUGGGUAUGAAGAUUUUGCUGAAAUGUUGAUUUUGGUUGGUGGGUAUGUUUGAAAUAUUGAGGGUAGUAUUGGAUUAUGCUCUCUCUGCGACUGGUUCGCAGAUUUGGUACCACGCCCCAUAUUGCUGCUGCAGCUGCUGAUGUGCCAUCUAAUGACAAGGUUUUUUCUGCUAGGAAUAGUGGGGAAUCGAAUGUUAUGCAAAAACCUAUUGAAAUAGAUGAACCGGCACUUGUUAAGUUGAAGAAUGAAAGGGACCCCGAAAAGUUAUUUAAUUUAUUUAAGGCCAAUGCCCACAAUAAGGUUGUUGUUGAAAAUCGAUUUGCAUUCGAGGAUACAGUUUCUAGAUUAGCUGGUGCGGGUCGGUUUGAUUACAUUGAGAAUUUGCUGGACCAUCAGAAGACUUUGCCACAGGGCCGGCGAGAAGGAUUCAUAAUUCGAAUUAUAAUGUUGUAUGGGAGGGCUGCAAUGAUCAAGCAUGCUGUUGAUACAUUUUAUGAUAUGCAUUUGUAUGGUUGUAAGAGGACUGUUAAGUCGUUUAAUGCUGCGUUGAAGGUGUUGACUCAAUCCCGUGAUUUGGAGGCGAUUGAAUCUUUUCUUAGAGAUAUGCCUUUCAGCUUUGGCAUAGAGCUAGAUGUGUUUUCUAUUAAUAUUGUUAUCAAAGCAUUUUGUGAAAUGGGUAUAUUGGAUAAAGCUUAUCUGGUCAUGGUUGAGAUGGAAAGGCUGGGAAUAAGGCCUGAUGUGAUUACAUACACAACACUAAUAGCGGCCUUUUACAAGGCAAACCAAUGGGAGAUUGCCAAUGGAUUGUGGAACCUUAUGAUACUAAAGGGUUGUCUUCCUAAUGUUGCAACAUUCAAUGUCAGGAUUCAAUUCUUAGUAAAUAAUAGGCGAGCUUGGGAUGCUAACAAAUUAUUGGCUUUGAUGCGUUGCAGUGGGAUAUGUCCAGAUGAGAUAACAUAUAAUUUGGUGAUUAAAGGCUUUAGUUCUGCUGGAUAUCUUGAAAUGGUGAUGAGAGUUUAUAACUCUUUUUGCCAUGAAGGAUGCAAGCCCAACCAGAAGAUUUAUCAGACCAUGAUCCACUAUCUUUGUCGAGCAGGUAAAUUUGAUUUGGCAUACACUUUUUGUAAAGACAGUAUGCAAAAGAAUUGGUAUCCUAGUGUGGAUAGCAUCUAUAAGCUGCUUGAAGGCCUAAGGAAGGAUGGAAAAUUGGACAAACUUGAAAAGGCCAAAUAUAUUUUUUUCUUGGCUCAGAAAAGGAUACCUCCGUUUUCUUGUGAUCAAAUCAGUGUCAUGAAAUCUAAAUUGUCGCGAAGUUAAAUUAGAACAUUGGACUGUGAAGUGCAUUGCAUAAAAAGAUAUGGAGGCUAAGCAGCGGGUAACUUCCCGUAUGAUUAAUUCCUUUAUAUUGAAUGAAGUUGAUGGGAGAUGCUUUUUUGAGGGAUGACACUUGGCAGCGAAGACAUCCAAUAAUCUUCAAGUAAUUUGGGGUACUGCUUUAGUAACGUGCUUGGUGAAAUGGAAGCUCUAAGAGGAGAGGAACCACACAAGUUUUGGUUUGUGAUGAGGAAUAGAGUAUCUGUGGAAGAAGCAAAAGUAUUCCUAAUUGCUCUCCUUGAAGCCUUGCAAUUGGUAAUUUGAAAACUUCAGCCAACUAAUGGGCAUAAAUUCUGCACCUUUUUUUGAAAUUUUUGGUUUCAUUAUUUGACUGACAGAGAGGUCAAUGGCCUAUGUCUGUCUUAUCAUUGGUGGCUGAAGAUAAUGAUGAUAGAUCGGUUCAUGGUUUAUAAAGCAGUUGAUUAGGGAGGAACGAUAGAAUUCCAGACUCGUAUAAGUAUUUUAGGAAUCCAAAUCAGAAAAAGUUGGUAAUUUUUUUAGUACAAGAAGUGUAAUAUUCUUUGUUUAUUUUGUAAUAGGUUCAAUCAUCAAUAUUUGUUCUGAUUGCAUGCCUGUCAUUGUUGAGAAUAUCUGCGGCUUUUUGGAAAAUUUUAAACUGUAUAUACAAUAAAAUGAAAAUAAUUGAGAUUAUAUUAAUGCAAAAGAAAAGAAUGUUGAAUUGCC
This is a messenger RNA of Olea europaea var. sylvestris, 2563 nucleotides long. RefSeq names its product pentatricopeptide repeat-containing protein At1g80150, mitochondrial-like. The transcript has 3 exons. NCBI's taxonomy places the organism in Eukaryota, Viridiplantae, Streptophyta, Magnoliopsida, Lamiales, Oleaceae. The record is from RefSeq and is a predicted model, not a curated record. Bases 581 to 1822 code for a protein of 413 amino acids. Gene Ontology annotation, molecular function: protein binding. Gene Ontology annotation, cellular component: chloroplast.